AUGGGGCGCAGGCGGCGGCGGGCGCGGGCCGGGCGGGCGCUGGGGCUGGCGGGGGCCGCGCUGGGAAUGGCCGGGCUGGGGCUGGUGCUAGCGGCCUGGGCCUGGGCCCGGAGCCCCCCGAGGGAGCUGCCGGAGGAGAUGCCGGGCGCGCUGGAGCUGCUGGUGCCCCCUGUUGGCCGCAGCCCCCAGGGCUGGUUCCUGCAGCACCUGGACCAAGAGGAAGCGCCGCGGGAGAGGAGAUCGGUGUCCAGGGGGAAGAGGCCUCGCUCAAAACCUGUUGCUGCACACUAUAAAGGGCCUGACGGGACCAUCCGGGGCUGGGAGGAGACGCUCAAUGCCACGAAACCCUUGAACUACAAUCCGGCCAGCGGGGAAUUUGACGUCCUCCGGAAGGGCCUGUACUACCUGUACUGCCAGGUGCAUUUCAACGAGGGGCGGACAGUGUACAUCAAGCUGGACGUGGUGGUGGACGGGGUGCUGGCCCUGCGGUGCCUGGAGCAGUUUCCCCCGACCAGCGCCGGCCCGCAGGACCCCGAGCUGCACGUCUGCCAGGUCUCUGGGCUCCUGCUCCUCCAGCCGCGCUCUGUCCUUCGCCUCCGCACCAUCCGCGACGUGAGGCUCAAGGCUGAGCCCUAUCUCACCUUCUUUGGCCUCUUCCAGGUGCACUGA
This is a messenger RNA of Emys orbicularis (European pond turtle), 669 nucleotides long. RefSeq names its product TNF superfamily member 12 (gene TNFSF12). Gene Ontology annotation, cellular component: membrane. Bases 1 to 669 code for a protein of 222 amino acids. Gene Ontology annotation, biological process: immune response. The transcript is spliced from 6 exons. The record is from RefSeq and is a predicted model, not a curated record. NCBI's taxonomy places the organism in Eukaryota, Metazoa, Chordata, Testudines, Emydidae. Gene Ontology annotation, molecular function: tumor necrosis factor receptor binding; receptor ligand activity.